Messenger RNA from Diachasma alloeum, 702 nucleotides. RefSeq lists its product as uncharacterized. NCBI's taxonomy places the organism in Eukaryota, Metazoa, Arthropoda, Insecta, Hymenoptera, Braconidae. The transcript has 2 exons. The record is from RefSeq and is a predicted model, not a curated record.
AUGAGAAUGAGUGUCUUUACUUUUGAUUAUAUUCUGUCAAAAAUUAGUCCCUCGCUGAUGAAGAAGUGGUGUAACUUACACGCUCAACCAAUUAUGCCGGAAGAAAGAUUGGUUUUGACGCUCAGGUUUUUAGCGAUAGGAAGUACGUAUUCUGAAUUGGCGUUUUCCUUCAAGAUGGGAAUCAAAACUGUUUCUGUGAUCAUAUCUGAGACAAUGAAUGUCCUAUGGUCGACACUGGCAUCGUUAUAUAUGCCAGUUCCUUCCAUCAGUGACUUCAUUAAAAUAUCUCAGGAUUUUCAAAAGAAAUGGAACUUCCCGCAUUGCAUAGGAUCAAUUGAUGGACGUCACGUAGCUGUAAAAAAGCCACAUAAUUCUGGGAAACUGUAUUAUAACUAUAAGAGGUACUAUUCUAUUGUUUUACAAGCUGUGGUCGACGCCAACUACAGAUACGUCAUUAUAGAUGUAGGAGGAUUUGGCAGUCAACAUGAUUCGGCAACUUUCAAAGCUUCUCGGCUUUAUAAAGCUUUAAUACAAAAAAAAAAUUCAUAUACCACAAGCUAGUAAAGUAGAAAAUUCAAACCUAUACCUGCCAUAUUUUUUCGUAGGAGAUGGAGCGUACCCUAUAUCCGAGAUUUUAAUGAAGCCGUAUCGUGGUAUUCAUCUAUCACAAGCACAAAAAAUAUUCAACAAGCGAUUGUCUAA